GCUCGCCGGCGCGGCCCGGUGGUGCGGGUCGUCCGUUAGUUACCGCGCGACUCUCGCCCCGAGCGCAUGUGUUUGUUCUCCGUGCUCAGCAUGCUGCACGACGCCUGGCCCUCUUCCUGGGACAAGGCCUUCUCUAUCGACUUGGAAACACUCAUAGCUGAGAUCAACAACAACUGUAUGAAAGAAGGCGCGGCGGAGUGCGGCUACGCCCCCGGGGCCGGAGGCGGGCUGUCGCCGGCGGCGCGCAGCUACCAGGAGCUGCGGCCCGCACACGCGCGCGACAUGCAGCCCUACGCGCACCUCGACGACGCGCUCUUCAAGCCGCCGACCCCGGGCGCCGCCUCCACCGACGGCGUCUACCUGCGCCGGAGUCCCGAGCUCAGCCCCUCGCCGGAGCGCCGCGACGACUACCGCCCGCCGGCGCCCCUCCACUACGAGCACUACGCGCCGCCGCCUCCCUACUCGCACGACCAUCACCACCACCUCGAGCAAGGCGGAGGCGGCAACGGCGCGGCGAGCAGCGUGUACACGCGGUGCGCCUUCAACAGCGCCGCGCCAUACUUCACCAACGGAGCCGACCUCUCCGCCCAGCCGCAGCUCUGGACCGCGUCCGGAGGGUCUCCGAGCUACGGCAGCAACGCGAUGCUGGCGGACGAAUACGCCGAGAGCGCCGCGGAGGGCGGGGGGUCCCUGCCGUCUUUCAACACGCGGUUCGGCGGCGCCUUCGCCUGCGCCACCUCGCGGCCCUCCACCGUCUACGGAGCGCCAGCUCUGGCCUCCAACGCGUACGCACACCAGGAGGGGUGGAGCCUGGAGAGCAACCGCCGGCCGCAGCUCUCCGCAGCCGACCGACUCUCUGCAAUCGAGUUGGCGGAGUUUUUCACUGAGGGGCGCGAGUGCGUGAACUGCGGGGCGAUCCACACGCCGCUGUGGCGCCGCGACGGCACCGGCCACUACCUGUGCAACGCGUGCGGCCUCUACAACAAGAUGAACGGCAUGAACCGGCCGCUGAAGCAGCCCCGGCGGCUGGUACGUCAGCGCCACGCCGCACUCGCUGCGCCUCCACAUGAUAUGGGCGCCAAAAGACCGGGCACGAUGUGCACCAACUGCCAGACCACGGCGACGUCCCUGUGGCGCCGCAACGUGCAGGGCGAGACGGUCUGCAACGCGUGCGGCCUCUACUUCAAGCUGCACAACGUCAACCGACCUCUCACCAUGAAGAAGGACUCCAUUCAGACGAGAAAACGGAAACCAAAGAACAGUAAUAUUAAGGCUGACAGAAGCGCUAAGGCAGUACAGCGAGCCGUCUCCGCGGGCAUCAAGAUGGAGAGCAUAUUGGAGUCGGCGCGCCGCUCUCCGCCGCGCCUGGGCUACUACGUGCAGUCGGCGGAGGGCAUGAAGCUGGAGGAGCCGCAGCACCACGUCAUGUACAUCGGAGUGCCGGAGCUGGGCCCGCACAAGGCCGCGCCGCACCACGACCACUCCGCCGUGUCGCUCGCCAGCUGAGCCUCGCGACCAACUCCAAACAUCAUCAUAAUAAUUAGUACGUUUGUUGUGUAUAUUUGUACGUGCGUGAUAGAGCUCCCUCGCUCGGACCGCCGCUCGCCGCCCGCCGCCCGCCGCCCAAAUACACGUUCACUAGACAUGAUUACAUUUAGCCUAAAAUCUAUAUAUUAAUGAAAUAUGAAUAUACAUAGGUGUACACUCGUAUUAUAACGUUACUGUAACAUAAUAAUAACAAUAAGUUUGCGCGGGGAGCGGCGGCUGGUCGGGCGACGCUAAAUGUUGUUUUAAUGAAAGGUUCGAUUAGGGUCCUGUUACUUGUUACCGAUAUCAUUAAACCUAUGAGACUGUGCAUUAACCAUUCCUAACGUGCAUUCCUAAAUAGAUAGCUAUUUAAAUAAAUAUAUACAAUUUUAAUUAGAUUUAAGACGUUUUAAAACCCGCUGUUGUAGUAGAUUCGGUCUUCACUUUCAAGUGGUGAUGACUUGUAUGAACUCCAUGACUUGCAGAAACAUUCCAUGAAUCGAUUCAAUUAGCUCGUAGAACUCGUACGAGCAUGCACUCGCACUCGCACUCGCACUGGCACUGGCACUCGCACUCGCGCGCAGCGUCCCUCGCCGUGCAGUGUCGCAUCGUGUACUCGUAUCCGUUAUCAUAAUACCUAUUUGAUUAGAUGUGUUUUUUUAUGAUUGUAUUUUCAAAAUUGUCUUAUUUACCACGCUCUCUAAUUACCAUUAAGUAAGUAACAUACAAACAAACAAACAAACUACUCAAUAUAUAAUAUUGAAGCCAUCAUUGUAUUGAUAUUGUUCUGUUAUUAUAUUAUCAAUAUGUGUACGGUAAGCUACACGACAUGUUUAAAUACAAUACUUUUUAAUUAUUAUUAUCAUAUUUUAUAUAUUUAGAGACUAUGCAUUUAAAAUUAUAUUAAUAUAAUUAUUUCCUCUCUUAACCAAGGUGGACCGAAUUAUUAAUAUUACCCAAGUUUCUCACUAAGUGCCUUAGUUAUACUUUUUAGAGAAUAAAUUAAAACAUAAUAUUAUGUCAUUUUGUACCAAAUGUUGGACUCGGAUAAGAUAAUAUGUUCUUCGCGUUCUGCUGGUGAUUGAGAUGAAAUUGUUCCACACUGUUUACUCUUAAAAUUUUAUACGAUAGAUGCAUUUAAAUUAUGAUCACCGCAACAGAUUUAUAUGUUAUGUUAUGUUAAAUAGAUUCUGAGACACGGACGCGCAAAGAUAUAUUUAAUUUUAAUGAAGUCGUAGGUUUAUUUAAAGAAGCUUCGCCAAAUAGUAGGUACGUGUAGGCUGUGGACGCCCGCGCCGCCGCGCCGUAGGGACGACUCGAGUCUACGUCGAUCGCGAUCUGUACAUAUUAGUUAAGGUGUCAAAGUACAUUCUAUUAAAGUUCUAUUA
Molecule: messenger RNA, 2915 nt
Organism: Bombyx mandarina (wild silkworm)
Lineage: Eukaryota; Metazoa; Arthropoda; Insecta; Lepidoptera; Bombycidae
Gene: Gata-beta
Product: transcription factor BCFI
Biological process (GO): positive regulation of transcription by RNA polymerase II; negative regulation of transcription by RNA polymerase II; cell fate commitment
Cellular component (GO): nucleus
Molecular function (GO): RNA polymerase II cis-regulatory region sequence-specific DNA binding; DNA-binding transcription factor activity, RNA polymerase II-specific; zinc ion binding
Source: RefSeq, a predicted model, not a curated record